Formica exsecta is the source of this 1850-nucleotide messenger RNA. RefSeq names its product WD repeat and FYVE domain-containing protein 2 (gene Wdfy2). The record is from RefSeq and is a predicted model, not a curated record. Gene Ontology annotation, molecular function: metal ion binding; protein binding. NCBI's taxonomy places the organism in Eukaryota, Metazoa, Arthropoda, Insecta, Hymenoptera, Formicidae. The coding region runs from base 109 to 1335 and encodes 408 amino acids. The transcript has 7 exons.
GAUAUCUUCAUUAAUGCAUGAGCUGCGGUCAGUAUAAGAAGACUGACAACUGUCAAAUGACAAUAGUAUUAAGGAAUUACGUUCGCGCGUGGUCGAGAACAAUUGAGAAUGGCAGCGGAGAUAAAGCCCGCCCCGGGAGUAAAUCACGAUAAAUUCAGCAGCAGUCGCAAGCCGAUACUUCUAUCGAAAUUGGAGGGCUGCAGUGACGAUGUUAAUGCCGCUAUUAUUAUUCCGCGGGAAGAGGGUGUAAUCAGUAUUUGCGAUGACAGGACAGUUAGAGUAUGGUUAAAGCGGGAUUCUGGCCAUUAUUGGCCAAGUAUUUGUCAAUAUAUGCCAGCAGGUGCUACUUCCAUGCAUUAUUGUAUAGAAACGAGACAGUUAUUUGUUGGCUUGGAUAAUGGGAGUAUAAAUGAAUUUAUCUUGGAACAAGAUUAUAAUCGAAUGACAGCUAUGCGUGAUUAUCUGGCGCAUCAAGCAAGAGUCACAGGGAUUAUUUUUGCACCAGAUUCUGAGUGGGUUUUAAGUAUAGGUCGCGAUAAAUUAUUUCAACUGCACAGUUCUGAGACGGGACAGAAAUUGGGAUCAUAUCAAACAGAUGCAUGGUAUACCGCUCUACAAUUUGAUGCCCAAUCCAAACAUGCUUUCGUAGGAGAUUAUUCUGGUCAGAUAGCAAUGUUAAAGCUGGAUAAUAAUGGUGUUACCUUCAUUACUACAUUAAAGGCACACACAGGAAGUAUCCAUACAUUAGCAUGGGAUUCUGAAAAACAAUUGUUGUUUUCUGGAAGCUUUGAUCAAAGCAUUAUUGUUUGGGACAUUGGAGGUCGUCAAGGCACUGCUUAUGAACUACAAGGGCACCACAACAAAGUGACAGCAUUAUGUUAUGCGAGUAAUGAGCGUCUGCUUUUAUCCGGAGGCGAAGAUGGCGUAAUCGUUUGUUGGAAUAUGGCAGCAAAUAGGAAAGAAACUGCAACUUGGGUUGAAUCUGACAUCUGUCAGGCCUGUGGGAGACCCUUUUUCUGGAAUAUAAAAGCAAUGAUGGAUCAACGACAAUUAGGCUUGAGGCAGCAUCAUUGCCGCUAUUGUGGCCGCGCGUUGUGUGCCCGCUGCACGUCGCAACGGAUAUCUAUACCGGCGAUGGGUUUCGAGUUUGAAGUAAGAGUUUGCGAUCAGUGUCAUAUACAGCUCAAAUCUGAAAACCAGUUGUCUCUAGCCUCUUUCCAUGAUGCCAAACACAGUAUCAUUGGAAUGGAUUUAGAUGCUUCUAAGAGAAGAUUGUUGACUAUCGGGCAGGAUCGUGUUAUUAAGAUUUGGGAUAUUACCGCACUCUUUCAAUGAAUAUUAUGUACAUAUGGAUAUCGAUAUAAUGUCGAAGUUGAAAUCAAAUUAUAUAGAUAUCAUAUAUUCUGGAAUAUUGCGGAAGAAGGAAGAAUACCCCAAAACCUAUUUUUGUGAUUAUGUUAUUAUAUGUAUGAUUAUAAAUUAGAUACAAUUGGUGGUCUGCUAUGAGUCGUUCUGAUAGAAUAUCCAGAUAACAAUCAAACGAUCAGUUUAAUAGUGCUAGAGCAUGUGCUUAUUUAUAUAUAUAUUUUCUGCACUAGAUAUCAGAACAAUUCAAGAAGAUAAUGAGUACAGCUCAAGCAUGUUAAUUCAAUGGAAUCAUCUUUAAAAAUAUUGUAUCAAUGGAAUUAUCCUCCUCUCCCCAUCCUCCAGAGAAGCGUUUGUGUAAUAAUACUUGGUUACACAUAAAUAAUAGUCUCUGAAUGUAAGUGCAAAGUUCAUAAAUUUCCUAGUUCAAAACAUGUUAUAUACAAUGUGUAUAUAGCUACAAUACAACACAGACAACACAAAAA